AUGACCUGGUUUCUCAUUUCUGUUACAGGAAAAAGCUAUGUGAACCUCACAGAAACUGGAAAGCUGAUGUUGCUUGGUUUCAAGGAGCGCAUGUCUGGAUCUUAUAUGUGCACACUUUCUUACAGAGUUUUUCGAAAUGACAUGCAAGCAGAAGAAGAAAGAUUCAAGACGUAUAAAUUUAUGGUUUAUGCAUAUCGAGAACCAGACUAUACUUAUCGUAUAUCUGUUCACUUUACAACCAAAGAGUGCAAACUAGCAGCUAAUGGACAAUUCUUUGAAGAACUAAAGAAAAUCUUGAAUAAUCUGCUUGCUUAUCUGAAAUGCCACGUUGUCAAUCCAUCAUACAGGUGUUUUCAUGUCAAGCGACCCAAACAUGGAUUGGUAGAUGAACUGUUCAUUGUUUUUCAAGUAAAUCCAUUUGCCCCUGGCUGGGAAGUUAUUUGCCGCCAAAUCACCUCUGACUGUGAAGACGUUACCAACAACCAUGUUCAAAAGGCCCGAGGGCUCAUCGAAGAGUUUUUCCGUGAACAACAGUACAUCUUGAAACAUGAGUUUGUGAACAUCCCCGCAAUCCGUUACAUAGAGCACAGUUUCCAAGUCACUCGACUGGACAGCUGUCGCCCAGGGUUUGGGAAAAACGACUUCACCCAUAAUGACUGUGCAAAUUGCUGUGUUGCCUGUGACCCUGGGAGUUACAGCUCAAGCAAUGACAUAACUUGUCAACCUUGCACAAGCAUCCGGAUUAAACACUAUGGAGCAAAAUCCUGCUAA
Molecule: messenger RNA, 771 nt
Organism: Python bivittatus (Burmese python)
Lineage: Eukaryota; Metazoa; Chordata; Lepidosauria; Squamata; Pythonidae
Source: RefSeq, a predicted model, not a curated record